This is a messenger RNA of Mobula hypostoma (lesser devil ray), 1798 nucleotides long. Its product is annotated as ras-related protein ORAB-1-like. The record is from RefSeq and is a predicted model, not a curated record. Gene Ontology annotation, molecular function: GTP binding; GTPase activity. Lineage: Eukaryota; Metazoa; Chordata; Chondrichthyes; Myliobatiformes; Myliobatidae. The transcript is spliced from 6 exons. Bases 186 to 806 code for a protein of 206 amino acids. Gene Ontology annotation, biological process: vesicle-mediated transport.
UCAGGCCGGGCGGGCGUGUGGGUGAAGACAAACUUGAGCCGAGCAGCUGAGCGAUCAGCUGGCGAGCCGGAGAGGAGCCGCCAUCUUCGAUAAAUGAGAGGCGAGUGCGGCCGGGUCCAGCAGCCGACGCUACAUUCGCGACCCUCGGAGGAAGCCUUGCACCCCUCGCUUUUACUCCCCGUGCAAUGUCAGCCAUGAACCCCGAGUAUGACUACUUGUUCAAACUGCUUCUGAUUGGUGACUCUGGAGUUGGGAAAUCUUGUCUGCUGCUCCGGUUUGCUGAUGACACAUACACAGAAAGCUACAUCAGUACGAUUGGUGUUGACUUCAAAAUCCGAACCAUAGAAUUAGAGGGAAAAACUAUUAAGCUACAAAUUUGGGACACAGCAGGACAGGAGCGAUUCAGAACCAUCACUUCCAGUUACUACAGAGGAGCACAUGGUAUUAUUAUAGUGUAUGAUGUUACAGAUCAGGAUUCCUUCAAUAAUGUUAAACAGUGGCUGGAAGAAAUAGCUCGCUAUGCUAGUGAAAAUGUGAACAAAUUACUAGUGGGUAAUAAAUGUGACUUGACCAGUAAGAAGGUGGUGGAUUAUACCACAGCUAAGGAGUAUGCUGACUCGCUUCAAAUUCCAUUUUUGGAAACCAGUGCAAAAAAUGCCACCAAUGUUGAACAGGCAUUUGUGACGAUGGCCGCUGAGAUCAAGAAUCGGAUGGGCACUGGUCCUACACACAAUGAUGAGAAAUCCAAUAUCCGAAUCCAGAGCACUCCCUUGAAGCAAGGCAGUGGAGGAGGUGGCUGCUGCUAAGGGCAGGAAAGCAGAGACAGAUCCAUUCCUGUUGCACCAUAUAUUACAAACUACAGCAUUCGUCUCCUGAGCAGUAAUGGUUUUAACGUAAUUGCCCAUUGAUUUGUGCCCAUUCUUGGCAGAUCCUUUCCGCCCAAAUGGACAUGAGACCAAUUGGAAACUCCAGGAAAACUUUGUCUUACUUGUCUUGAAAGUUCUUGUCUGUUUUGAAACACUUGGAUUGUAAGAUUUUGUAGUACUGUUUCUUUCUCCCUUUCCACAAGGUUUUCGUUGCACUGGGGUCAAGACUAACUCAAUAGCCAGAUUCGGGGUUUAGUCAUACUCCACCUUUUAGUGCAAAGUUGAGGAACGAAGUGAAGGAAAGUAAAAUAAACAUUUUUUUUUAACCUGGGAAUAAGCCCUUUGCAUGUCAAUAUAAUUGCAUUGGGAACUAUAAAAGUUGGCAGAUGUGCAGGAUUGACUCAUUUGCAGCAAGGUGACUUCCAUAUUGAAUCGCUAUCUUCCAGUACUUUAAAUCAUUUUCAGUAGUUUCUGUCUCUGUUUUAAGUGUUGAAUCCACUCCUCCUGGAAGCGUUGCAUCACCUUUCUAUCACUGCUCACAUUAAGCCAAGCCAGGCAGACUGGCUAUUAUCAAAUGUAACAUUGGCUCUUUACUAAUUAACUUCUAUUUGCUCAAUCAGCAUGGAUAUUCAACGUAUUGAUGUUUAGCCUGCCCACUUACAUUGCUAAUUUGAUCACUUUAAGAUGUGACAUUACUCCUAUCCCACAAUGUGAAAUAAUUCACUUGCACAUUGAAUGUCCAAGUUGUGUUUAAGCUACCAGAAUGAUGUAAUGCUGAAUGGACCAAGUACAACUAGCCAGUUUUGGGGGGAAAAUACAUAAAACACAACAGGAAAAUGGUUGGAUGUAGCUUGCCCAGAUUGGUUUUCAUGUUCGCAGUUGGGGGGGGGGGUGGGCGGUAGGAAGAGGAGAACAUGGAGGGUGGGAGUGAA